AUGGCCCCAUCUAUCCUGUCCCCCGUCCCUAGCAGCUUUGCUUCCCCCCUCUCCCCCAAGAUGCCCAGACGUAUCUCGGGAUUCGCAGAGAGUGACACAAUGUCCAACAAUGGCAUGUCUCGCUCAAUUACUUCCAGAAGGGUGUCCUCCCGCAGGCUCGACCCUCAGGAGACGGAAUUCUCCAGGAAACUGUCUAUCCUUCAGCGCCAAACCGGUGAUGAGCUGGGCUUGACCAUCUCGGGUGACUCCUAUGAGAUGGUCCUGUCCUGGAUCCAGGACGAGCGUAUGACCCUUGUGCCCCCCGAUGGAAGCGACUAUGACAAGGUCCUCGGCUGGGCACAGCUCUUCGUUACUAGACUCCGGUCUUUUGAAGAGGCUAUUGAGGGCUUCACCAACGUCAGCGGCCUUGCCUUCCAGAUGGCUUACGGAUACUGCCUUCUCCUUCUCAAGCUUGGUGACGAGAAUGCCUCCGCUUUGAUGACAUCCUUUGGCUUUUUCUACAGCAACUCCACAGCCCUUGGAAACCUUCUUGAACGGACUGGGCUUUUUAGUCUGGUCCAGGCGCUGGAGGACUUGGUGCACCUGGUCGCCAGUGUGGCCAUGCACUUCCACAAAGCCGUUCUCCGUCUAGGGGAUGAGUGGGAAUACAUCAACAUCUACGAGGCUUUCCCGGAGCAAAUCCACAAAUUCCGCCGUGCUUGCGAAGAGAUUAGCGAGUCCAUGUGGAAGCACCAGCUUGUGAAGGAACGCGGUGAUGAGACCAAAGGCAAGCUUUCUUCCCUCUUUCUGAUAUCAAAACAUAAACUGACAUUGUCCGAACCUCCAGUCGCCGAUGUUAGAGCUGUCAGAUCCUGGCUCAACCCCGAAGACCGUGUCCUCUCCAACGUUGCCGAAACUGUCUCACACCUUGCCCAUGACCGCGAGGAGAACACCUGCCGUUGGGUCAAGCAAGCUCUAUUUGACUUCGUAACAAGUGAAAACAAGGUCCUGUCCAUCGUGGGCAAGCCAGGCUCUGGUAAAACCGUUCUGGCAUCUGUUCUUGUUGACAAUCUGCAACACGCGAUCCGCGGAGUCCCCUACAAGACUCUGUUUGUCCCCAUCAAUGCUCGUCUUCCUGCCGGGACUAGGCCCCGGGCUAUCGUCAAGGCCAUUCUAUCGCAGCUAUUCGAGAAGCGCAUCGGAAACGUCGAGCUGCUCCAAAUUCUGACCGAUGCCUUCCAACGCAGCAAAAAGGCUACGAAUGAUAAUGAUUACGAUAACAUCCUCUGGAAUGCUUUGGAGAAUGCGUUGGGCGCUGCACUUCAAGGUGCUAAGGAUCUUGUCAUUGUUGUUGAUGGCAUCGACGAGGCUUCCUGCGGUGAAUCUGCACUGCUGCAGAAGCUGAGCGCUGCCACAAUGAAGGGCACAAACGUGAAGUUGAUCACCCUGGGAGCCGAGACGCCAGCCAAGGCACCAGGCCAUCACACCGUGCCGGUCACUGAUGAGCGAAUUUUCGAAGACAUUGCUACCGUUGUGCGGAGCCAGUUCCUUAAGGCCAAGGACAGCGUUGUUUUCCCUGAGCUUGAUGACAUUGAGCAGGAGUCAAUUGUGGAUCGCAUCACCGAAGCCUCAAAGGGCUCAUUCCUGUGGGCCAAGCUUGCCUCGAAGCGCGUUCGCGGCGCGGAUAAUGCCGAUAACUUGAACAAGGCGGUGGAUGAUGUCGUGAACGCUAAGAUGACCAUCACCAACCUCGUCCUCGAAACAGUGCAGCAUAAGGGCGUAACCGACGAGGCUCGCCUGAUGUUGCUGUGGCUCGCAACAGCUGACCGCCCUCUUCUGUUUAAGGAACUGCAGACUCUGGCCUCUAUCCAGAUCGACAAAUUGGCAAUUGCCGAGGGCUACCAGAUCGAACCACGCAAGGUCCUUAGGCCUGUCAGUUCUUUGGUAUUUUUCCAGGACGGGCAGGUCUAUCUUCGUCAUGGUCUCAUUCGCGAAGCGGUCUUGGACGUCUUCUCCAAAGGAAAGUUGAUCCCCAACGUCAAGGACCGUCACGCCGACUUUGUGACUAGGUUGUUGAUCUAUAUUAAGUCGUAUGUGACUGAGCCGCAGGGCAAGGAGCCGUCUCUCUCCCCUCUUAUCGGCCACGAAACGGAUUCGCUGGUCAGCAGGUACCCUCUCCUUGAAUUUGCGGUUCAAUACUGGGUGUCUCAUCUGAGACAAACGACCGUCUUUGUAAACCAGGGUGAGACUGGUGCCGCGAAGGAGUUUGCCAAGGUGUUGCCGACUUCGAUCACCGUGCUCCUGCUUCAGAGGGCUCUCUGGGCGAACAGGCCCACUCCUGAGCUGUUGACCUACCAGACCACGGUGACUACUAUUUGCCGCCAAAUUUUGAACCCGAAGGAUAGGGUUACUCUUCAGUCCAUCAUCAACCUCGCGCUAUUUUUCCGCGACGUUGAAUAUAUUCCGGAGGCGACACCCCUGUUGUUCGAGGCUACCCGCCUGAGCAGCGAACUGCUGGUCAACAGCCCGUCUUUCACGGCACAGUUAAUCAACAUUUUCCUAGAGCUGACCGUGAGCCGUGUUACGGAGAGCAAGACGGAGAUUAUGACCAUGCGCGAAGAGACUCUCAAUCUCCUUGUCACUUGCUACACAAAGCUGUACGGCGAAUCCCACAAGAUGGUCAUCUCCACCCGGGAGCAGUUGGUCAAGCACUAUCAAACAAUCAAGGAUUUCCAUAAGGCUGAGGAAAUCAGCAAGCACAUCAAGAUCCUCACUGUCGGAGAGCAGGGCAUUGAGUCACGUGAAUACCAUGGUGACUGGGGAGUGCGCGUCAGGGGACAUCGCGGCAAGGUUGUGCAGACCAGAAUCAACGACUUCUUGGAGAUUGAAGAACAUGACCUUCUGAUUGAACGGUCCGAGUCCUUCGAUUUUGAAGCCAUGAUCAAGGAGGCCGAGCAGUAUACUGCGCAGGGCAAGUUUGACCUCGCGGAGCGCAUCUACGUCGAAAUCUGGCAGCGCGUGAACAAGGAAUGCCGCACCAACAUGACUGCCUUGUGGGAAGAGAGGAAGCUGGCGUCUGUCCUUGCUUACUCCCACUUCUUGAAGUCUCAGAAGAAAGAAUACCAAGCCGCUUCAAUUCUGUCCAGUGCUUGGCAGGAGCAUGAGCAGACUAGUCUUACCAUCUCUGAUACCUCAGUCUCUUACUUCCAGGAAAUCGCAAAGAUGAUGAAGGUGGUCGGCAUUUCCACCUUGGCUCUGACCGUCUUCAAGCACUGCUCUGAAUACUACAAGAGCACAAACCGCACCCAGACGUCGAGCUUCAAAGAGGUACAGCAAAGCAUCGAGUCCACAUCGAAGGAGGUCAUGCAGUCCUUCAGUUCUGAAACGGUCAUGUCCGAGACCACGGUUGAGGAAAUGGUUUACGAGGCAUCGAGCUCCAUUACCACCAUGUCUCAGAUGUCGUUCACUGCGACGACAGAGCUCUAUGCCCAAUAUGUUGAACAGCACCGCUGGCAAGCCGCCACUCGGCUGAUCAAGAAGGUCCUCCACGGUGUUUGGCCUGCACUCUUCGCCCCGAACUUGCAAGAUGUCACCCUUCCGUCCAAGCAUGUAGAGAGCUGCAUAGACCUUGCGGAGCGUCUCAGCAAGUGCUACUACUCCCGUCGUCGUUUGAGCAAGGAGGAAGAUAUCCGCGUCCGUAUCUACCGCGCGUUGCGGGGUGGUCGCAAGGUCGACGACAAGCUCAGGCAACACAACACGGAUGAGCUGCUUCGUUUGCUGAAGCGCAACUCUCAGACCGACAAGAUCAUCAACCUUCACCAGGAGUUGCUGAACGACUACGUCGGCCACUAUGGCCCGGGCGAUGCAAUUGUGAUCAAGACCUUGUGGACUUUGGCCGAGCUGACGCACCCUCGCCCCAUCUUUGUUGAUUACUACCUGCAGAUCGUUCGCACUCUGAACAAGGACUCUCCUACUUGCCACCCCGAGGCAUUCCAGCCACUGGUCAUUGUCGCGACUGAGCUAUGGAAUCAAGGCCGGUACUCCGAUGCUGUGCAGCACUUCAAGAUCCUAUUCACCUCCUUCAUCAGCAACCCCAAGCUCAGCCCCAGGUUCCAGGACCAGACCUUCGUGCAGACAAUCUUUAACCGGUACACUCACUGCUUGCGCAGCGUCCGCACUGAGUUUACUGCCCUGCACCAGGUCACUGUUGAAUACCAGACCAAGGUUAAGGCAGUGUUCGGUGUUACUGCUACCAUCAGUCUGCAAGCCUCUCUGACCCUCGCAAAGCUGUGCCAGGAGUCCAAGUCGUAUGAGGUCCAGGCCAUCAGCAUCUACGAAGAGCUGCUUGCGACAAAGUCUCAAGACAUCGAUCUUGGAGAGAUCUCCAAUACCCUGGACGCUAUCUAUGAAGAGCAGGCAGCGCUGGUGACGGAGAAUGCCGAGUCUGUGACUACGCAGCAGGCCGACCGCGCUCUGAAGGUCUUGAAGAAGCGCACAUCGACCGUGCGGAAAACUCACGGUUGGGCCCACGAGGAAUCCCUCACCCGGAUGAAGCAGAUGAUCUCUUUCCACGCCGAACGCAAGGAAACCGAGACUGUUUUGAGCGAGCUCAAGCAAGCGACCGUGGAAAUUUUGAAGUCUGAGACUUCUACCACCCGGUUGAUUGCCGCUGCCUCCACUAUCGCGUCCAGCUACAUUGCGUCCAACCAGAUCCAGAAGGCGACCGAGCUUACUCAGGAGAUCUACCGUCAGAUUGUCAUGAAGGAUACCUCCAACGUCAAGUCCGUGCAGUUCGACCUUGCUUCGAAGGAGCGUCAGAGCCUCAGUUUCCUGGCACAGCUUGAGUACAGUCUGCGCCGUAGCACAUCGGUUACGAUCACCGAGAUCUUGGCCGCUCUGACGACCGAAUAUGUUUACUUCGAAGAAUUCAGAAGCCUGACUAAGUCCAAGACGAGCUCCAUUCACACUGUCUCUGUGUCCACCGCGCGCCUGUACCACUUCCUACUGUCCAACAACCGUCAGACCGCUGCGGCCCGCGUUUUCGAUGAAUUCGUGGACUACUUCGUCGCUACGGAGGGCAAGCGGGUGAAGCUGACCGAGCCUGCACAGGUACGCAUCUUCGCUGAGACCAUCCUGCGUCACUUCAGCACCCACCGCUCGGAUGAUUUCAUCCGUUCCAUCGGUAUCACUAGCAAUGACUACGUGGACCAGCUGCUGAAGAGCCAGAGAUGGGGCAGCGCUUGCGACCUUGCCCUGGCUUCGUUCCACUACAUCAAGUCCCACCAGGAGGUCUACCGCUCUGUCGGCAUCGUCAAGUUCAUCUUCGCUCUUGGUAUGACUAUUGCGGGUCGUGACCUUGCCGCUCGCCCCGAUGAAGCCUCUCGCAAGAAGAUGCUGGGCGUCUCCUCCGUUAUCAUCAAGGAAGCGCUCACCGUCAUCAAGGGUCUGAAGCUCGACAUGGGCGGCGUCAACUUCGAGCAGCUCAGUAAGUUGAUUGGAUUGCUUGGAGACCUGAAGGACUAUGGCAACCUGGCAUGGCUCCUCACCAUUCUGUGGGACAGCCGUGAGGCGCACCGCAACUGGCCAUCCUACACCCUGUCUCUCGGCCACCGUCUCAUCAUCGCUCGCUUCCAGAUUGGCAAGUACAAGGACGCUAUUCGUCUGGCCGAGGACAUCACUUACAACUGCCGACGCGUGCACGGACCUCGUCACCCCAGCACUUUGGAGAUGUCGACUCUGCUGACGCAGCUGUACACUAAGGUGGCUACCAGCCACCAGAACCACAAGGAGCUGGCCAACCGCUACUACAAGAAGUGCGCCCAGGUGCACGAGAGCAUUCUUCGUGCCUUCAGCGACCCCUACUAUGCCGACUACGAGGAUAACCUUGAGGCCAGUCUGAGCAUUGAUGGCUCUAUGUACGGCGAUGCGCAGGACAGCACCCCUGAUACUGUUCCCGAGGCCCAGCGUGUUCGCCAGCACCUGCAGCUCUUCAAGCUGGCCGUUGAGCGUCUGGGUGACUGGCCCGGUGACUACCAGGAUUACGUGCGUAUGAACCGUGAUGUGUUCGCAGCAUACCUCGAGGACCUGAAUGGAGUUGAGGGAGUCGAGAAGUGGAACCUGAAGGCGUUUGGCUCUGGCAAAGCUUCGAGCAACGAGGAUGUGUUGAACCUGGACCUCCAGUCUUGGGAUAUAAUUGAUACCCAGGCUAGCCCUGUCGUUGAGCCGGAGGAGGAAUUGUAAUGAUCAUGUUUGCAUGGAUUUUUUGAUGAGUGGUUCAUGUUGUGAUUUUCCUGUUUUGGAUUUACUUGGCUUUGGUUGAUUCCCUCUAUUAGUUUGCUUUUUCACUUACUUGCCUGACACCUAAUUGACUGCUUGUGCGAC
Molecule: messenger RNA, 6360 nt
Organism: Aspergillus vadensis CBS 113365
Lineage: Eukaryota; Fungi; Ascomycota; Eurotiomycetes; Eurotiales; Aspergillaceae
Product: NACHT domain protein
Exons: 4
Coding region: 1-6219 (2072 amino acids)
Molecular function (GO): protein binding
Source: RefSeq, a predicted model, not a curated record